AAUUUGAAAUUUGAAAUGACGCCCCCAAAACCCUUGUGAGUGGCGUAAGCGCGCCUCCCAACAAAGUCCCUGAUGGAAGCUCAUCUCAUCUUAUAUAUAGUUUGUUGAGAAACACCAAACACCCUUCAUUGGGUCUCACACACAAUAACGAGCCAUUCUCAGAUCCAAUCACCAAUUCAAAUUUUAAUUUUUAACUUUUUCUCUUUUGAGUUUUGACAGAACCCUUCACACUCAAAUUUUAACUGUAAGCUCCCUUUCCUCUCUUUACGAUUCUUGGGUUGUCGAUUUUCUUCACAGAUUUACUAGCAUUGCUAUUGAUAUUGAAUGGAGUCUCUCCCAGAUGCUAUUGUUCAAUACAUAUUGUCGUACAUGAAUAAUGCCCGAGAUGUGGCACUUUGUAACUGUGUAUCCAAGCGAUGGAAGGACUCAAUUCCAUAUAUACGGAGCCUUUUCUUCCCUAGGAACUCCUUUGAUAAUCUCACAGGCAGUGACACUCCUGAUGACAUUGUAUUGAAGAUGAUUUCUCUGAUUGAAAGAUUGGAAAAUCUUGUUGUUUAUAGCCCAUUUUCGGGUGCCGGGCUUGCUUCAUGGUUGACGCUGAUAGGUCCCUCCCUCAGGUAUCUUGAGCUUCGAAUGGACAAUCUUGCUGAACAAGAGGUCUGCAAUGAACGCCCUUCGAAAUUGGAUUGCUUAACUGCUGCAAAGAGUUUGGAGUCUUUAAAACUUUGGGGAGUCUUAAUGACCCGUUCCCCCAAGUGGGAUGUCUUCCAGAAACUCAAGAACCUUGAAAUUGUUGGUGCAAGGUUGGAGGAUCCUGCGCUGUCAACCGUUCUUCAGGCCUGUCCUAAUCUGACCAAACUGUUGCUGCUUGGUUGCGAAGGAGUCGUUGCAGUUUCAAUUGAGUUGCCACAUCUGGAGCAGUGUAAGCUAGACUUCUACGGCUUGGGCAAUUGCUCAUUUUCUAUGAACUGCCCAAAAAUUGAGGUCCUUGAGGUGCAAGGAUGUAGUUGGAUUCGGGUUCAGAAGACAAAGCACUUGAGGAAUCUUUCAAUUGCCAAUAAUGCAGGGAGAGUCUACAUGGUUGAUUUUGAAAAACUUGUGGCUCUGGAGUCCUUAUCCAUUAGGGGCGUCCAAUGGUGUUGGGGUGCAAUAAGCAGUAUGCUGCAGUGGGCAAGCGAAGUAAAGCACCUCUAUAUGAAGGUGGAAUUCACAGGAGAUUUCGAGACUCUUCAACCCUUUCCAGAGGUUGACUUUGUUGAUUUUUUUAAUAAUCAUCCAAAGCUGCAAAAUUUUGACAUCCAUGGAGCCAUGUUUGCAGCUCUUUGUCAGAAGAACAGUCUGAAAAAUGUUGAUUCAGGAUUUCUAAUUCCUUGUCUGGAGUCAGUGGUGAUCACAGUGCGAUCACCACUGAAUGCUGAACAGAAAAUGAGCACUCUUGAGUCCUUGUUGAAGUAUGGGAAGAAUCUCAAGAGCAUGGUGAUCAAGGUUCUUCAGAUGAAGAGUAACCAUAGCAGCGCAGAUGAUUUCUUUGAUGAGAUAUGCAGGUUUACAUGCAUGAACCGAAAGAUAGUUAGAAUAGAAUAAAGCUUACUUGGGAGUACACUUGCUCAGUUUUCCUCUUUUAUUUCACAUCAUUCCUUCAAUUCUCUGAUUUCAGCUUUGACUGCUAAUUUUGGUUGGAACUAUGAUCAUUAUUCAUCGAAUGGAUUAGAUAUUCAGAUAAAAUAAGUUUCUGGCUUUGUCUA
Molecule: messenger RNA, 1745 nt
Organism: Rosa rugosa (rugosa rose)
Lineage: Eukaryota; Viridiplantae; Streptophyta; Magnoliopsida; Rosales; Rosaceae
Product: F-box protein At1g10780
Exons: 4
Coding region: 325-1584 (419 amino acids)
Molecular function (GO): protein binding
Source: RefSeq, a predicted model, not a curated record